GCUGCAGGAUCCAUCCCUUCACUCACCAGGAUAGCCUACCAACCUGACAAGAGCAAGAAAUUGAGCUGUCUUUAUUUAUUAACAGAUGCUUAAAUUUGAACUGCCAUCAAAUAUAGUUAAAUGCAUGUAAGCACGUAGGUAACAGAGGACUUCAUUGGUUGUUUUGCCUGAGAGGUUCAAUAGAACCGCCUAGUUUUCUCAGUCUCCCACACAAACUUACCUGCACUAACUAGAAAGUCCAGUUUCUCCAGCAAGUCCUAGAGAACACCGGAGAGUCCUGGAGGCAACAUGGACCUGGACAGUAAACGGUUGGUGGUGGUGGUACCAAAUGAAGUGCUGGCGCCGUCUCGCAGAGUGUUCAGUGGCGAGGAUGAGGCGUGGAAGAGCUACCUAGAGAACCCCCUGACUGCUGCCACCAAGGCCAUGAUGAGCAUCAACGGAGACGAGGACAGUGCCGCAGCUCUGGGACUGCUGUACGAAUACUACAAGGUUCCCAGAGAGAGGAGAGGGGGCCCCAGCGGAGUCAAACCCACAGACCCCUCUGCUGAUGGGCCAGAUGACGGCGGCAGCUUGGAGAUGUUAGAUCCCCAUGUUCAGGCUCUCAGAUCCAUGCCUGUCAACCUCUCACUAAACAACAGCAACACUGCAGAACACCAGGGCUCCAGGUUUGGAGAGACCAGAGGAGGAAAUGGUAAAGGUGGUUCAGCUCUGCCUCUGGUCAAGACCGAGGGCCACACAUCUAUGGGAGUUCCCUGCUUUGGAGGUUCCUACAGAGAAGAACCCAGAGAGCAGACAAGGAUGGUUCACGAGCAGAGCCACUACUAUCUGUCCCAUGCUGGGUUCUUGAAAAAUGAACAAAGAAGCAAUCCAGACAAUAUAUAUGAGGACGCUGUGGAAGGAGAGAUGUACAACAGAAGUCCCUCCUCAGGAGAUGAAUUCCACUACAGCACACCGACUGACGACUUCCAGUACUGUCUGGAGGCCAGCAUGUCGCUGAGGCCGCGGCAGGGGGAGGGGCCCAUGGCCUACAUGAACCGGGGACAGUUCUACGCUUUGACACUGUCCAAGGCCAACUUCAAAUCGUCAAUAAAUCAGCCCAAAGGCAAAGUGCGGAGUGUUAUCAUGGUUGUCUUUGGAGAAGACCAGUGCAGAGACGAGCAGCUGAAGAAUUGGAAAUACUGGCACUCCCGCCAGCACACUGCCAAACAGAGGGUCCUGGACAUCGCUGACUACAAGGAGAGCUUCAGCACGAUUGGGAAUGUGGAGGAAAUUGCCUACAAUGCUGUCUCUUUCACAUGGGAUGUCAGUGAAGAAGCUAAGGUGUUUAUCUCAGUGAACUGUCUGAGCACAGACUUCUCGUCACAGAAAGGAGUGAAGGGCAUGCCUUUGAUCAUCCAGGUGGACAGCUACAGCUACAGCAGCUGCAGCAGCAGGCCCAUCCACAGGGCCUUCGCUCAGAUCAAGGUUUUCUGUGACAAGGGCGCUGAGAGGAAGCUUCGUGAUGAAGAGAAGAAGCAGCUCAGGAAGAAGAUGAAGGGGAAAAAUGGCAACUCAGGGCAGACCACCCCCUUCCAGAGGGCGGACAGCACGCUGUUUAAAGCCUUGCUGGACCUGGAUUCCCAGCCUGUGCUCUUCAUUCCUGACGUGCACUUUGGAAACCUGCAGAGAGCUGGACAGGUGUUCGCUUUUAACAGUGAAGAGGCGAACAGAGAUCGUACUCCCAUGAAGAGAAUGGCAUGUGUUGCUGAGGAGGAUGUCUGUGUGCCUCAGCCUAAGAAACCCAAAGUGGAUCUGCAAAGGAGAGUCCUGCUGUACGUGAGGAAGGAGUGUGAUGAAGUGUUUGAUGCCUUAAUGCUGCGCUCCCCAACCCUUAACGCACUGAUGGAGGCCAUCUCAGAGAAAUACGCACUACCUAUUGACAAGAAGGCCAGAGUUUACCAGAAAAGCAAAAAAGGGGUCCUGGUGAACAUGGACGACAACAUGAUCCAGCACUACUCCAACGAGGACACCUUCAUCCUAGCUGUUGAGAGCUCUGCGGAAUCCUUUCGCGUCACUCUGUCAGAAAUCUGAGGGUUGUUAGGCACAGCACCAAAUUCACCGUGAAUGGAAUGAGGGGGGGGGCUAGCAGUAUUAGAUUAGCAACAACAUGUGUUCAUUGGGGAAGGCCACAUGAUAGUCUUGGUUUGUUGGUUACACGGAUCCUUGGCUAAACUCCUCCUCCCCUCUGCAUCAGGUGUUUAUCUUCAGGAACACACGCCUACCGAAAUGCCCAGACUUUUGGCUUAGGGAGGAAAUAUUUUCAGUUUUUUUUUUUCUUACUACCUGUUAACUUAAGUUCGUAUGCAGAUAGACAGGAGGUAAUUGUUCCGGUCCCAACAGAGCGCCCGGCCUCCUGCUGUGUCCGCCGGAUGAACAGCAGCGUCUGCUUUCUCUGUGCUCCAGUUAUUCUCAACGUCACCUCUGGUGGUGAAAGCUUUUAAAUGACUUGAUCAGGUGUAUGAAAGGCACUUAACAGUUUAAGUUAAUGGACUAAUGUUUUGUAUGAAUAUUGUUCUUUUUUCAAUUCCCUAUAAAGUGCUUUUGUCAAGUUUAAAUUGAAUUUCUCUUUUUCUUUUGGUUGCCCAUCUUUUAUUGAUUGGUCAUAUUGUAACUGGUGCCCAUAAGUGCAUGGGAAAUCCCAGUCUCCCAUAGUGGUGACAUGCUGGUGUCUCAGCAUCUAUAAUUGCAUGAGGCCUGGUUCUGGAGACGCUGGAACAGGACAGUGAGCCUCCAGUAUGCUGUUGAACUGUUUUGCUUCCCCUGUGCAUGUGUUUAUUGUUUUUCCUCCUUCUGAAGAGACUGUACUCAUUAGUGUUUAUGACAUUAGUCGGGGACUUAACUGCUCCAUUCAUUUACACAAUCUUUUUCUGAGGCCCCGUCAAAUAUCAGAGCCUAACAGUGAAACGUUUCAAGCCUGUUUACACCUGAUUAAUUGUAUCCUAUUGGCAUCCUUAAUUUGCUUCAUGCAACAUAAUGUACAGUAUUUUGAAUGAGCCAAUAAAUAUUAUUUAAGCCA
Messenger RNA from Trematomus bernacchii (emerald rockcod), 3055 nucleotides. Its product is annotated as grainyhead-like protein 2 homolog. Gene Ontology annotation, biological process: neural tube development; brain development; regulation of transcription by RNA polymerase II. The transcript has 15 exons. The coding region runs from base 289 to 2070 and encodes 593 amino acids. Gene Ontology annotation, molecular function: RNA polymerase II cis-regulatory region sequence-specific DNA binding; DNA-binding transcription activator activity, RNA polymerase II-specific. Gene Ontology annotation, cellular component: nucleus. Lineage: Eukaryota; Metazoa; Chordata; Actinopteri; Perciformes; Nototheniidae. The record is from RefSeq and is a predicted model, not a curated record.